GCCCAUGGUGGAGGCAGAGGGCGCGGGAGAGGGCAUCGUUAGCAGGAGCAAGUCGACGGCAAGCACCAACAUGCAUCGAGUCAUCAUGGUUGCUGCCAUCGCCUGCGUCCUUGCUCUGGGAAUGUUUGCCAUGAACUCCGGUGCAAGAGAUCCUGUCGAGCUGGACCGUGAAUCUCGAGAGAUCGAAAGAUUGAUCAAGGAGAAAGCGCAGCUCCAGGCCCAGCUGCACCCCUCGUCCCAUCCUCAGGUCCAUCACGCAGCCAGCAAGUCAGGCAAGAAGGUCGUCGCUACCGCUGCUGUAAAGGUGGAGAAGAAGCCAAGGAUUGACACCCUGAGGCGAGAGAAAGAGGCUCUUGAGAAGCAGCUCAACAUGUUCAAAGUGCAAGCGGCCAAGGCGAAGGAUCCCAUCAUCGAGGGUGUACUCGGAGAGAUGAAUGCGAAGCGAGACGGCACUGGUCUGCUCGGCAGGCUGAAAGAGAGCAAAUCCAACGUCCUCGGCAGCCUUGCUGCCACCAUGAGCCCAGCUGACCAGAACAAGAUGCUCUUGCAUGAGGCCGAGGCCAUGGGAGACGUCUCCCCGAAGGAAGCCCUUGCUCAGCGCAUCAUCUCUCUUGGUUCGCAGUACAUGCACGAGGACAUGGUCCAGCGUCCCGCACCGCUCAAGAGGCUUGUGAGGAGGAGCCACCUCAGGCCCCAGAGCGAUGGAGCAGUUGAGAUCCACAAGCAACAUAGCCGUCACAGGAUCGCUCGCCUGCAUGCUCAGCUGAACCAGAAGCCUGUGGAGGAGGGGAAGUCGCUGGACAACACGGUUGCUAGUGCCAGAUCUCGUGUACAUCUCCUUCGCAAGGAGUUGCAGGAGGCUGAACGGGUAGAGAAACUUGAAGCCCAACUCGCUGAGGCCAAGCAGAGCUUGUCCAAGACACAGAGCGUCGAGAAGAAGAUGAAUAGCCAGAAACUCGUUGCAAGAAGCACGGGUAGUCGAGCCGCUUCUAGGUUUGACGAUACCAAGGAGACGAUGAAGGAGUUCGUUGGAAAGGCAUCCUCCAAAGAAGACAAUAAUGACGAGCCCGUGGAGAGCACAGACGAGAAUCGCUUCCGUCGUCUCGCGCAUGGCGCUGGGUACGUCCAUGGAGGUAUCGUGGUUGGCACUGCCGAAAACUCCGGCCCCGACAGAUACGGGCAGUCUGGCAUCGGGCCAGCUCUGAUUAGGAACAAGCUCGGUGACAACAUCAUCGACACGGGUAUGUUUGGAGCUGCCGGAACCAGAGACGGAGAUGUGUUGGUUCCUACCAAGCUAUCUGGGGCAAGACGUCGAGACAGCUUCCAGCAAUCUCAUCCCACGCCGGAGAAAGUUGGGAGAAUCCCCAAUGACGUCAACGACGAGCUGGUUCGGGGUUCUACGCUUCACUACUUCGGAGGAAGAGGGGGACUGGGCAUCUCUGACAGCGAGGUCCCGGCCGAUAACAUCGAAGGAGGGAUGUACACAGACAGCGCAAGGACAGAGGAGUUGACGAAUCUCUCGUAAAAUACAGAUCUCUCACCAACUGUU
Molecule: messenger RNA, 1549 nt
Organism: Guillardia theta CCMP2712
Lineage: Eukaryota; Cryptophyceae; Pyrenomonadales; Geminigeraceae
Exons: 22
Coding region: 5-1525 (506 amino acids)
Source: RefSeq, a predicted model, not a curated record